AUGACUGUACGACAAUCAGUUGUGGUUCUAACCAGUAUCUGGAUAUUACAUAUGCCCAUUAUGGGAUUCAGUAUUGGUGUGAUGCCUCUAAUGAAGUUGGCGUCCUCGACGGAAGAUGCUACGGAAAACAGUCCUGUGAAAUCUGUGCCACUAACAGCUGGUAUGGUGACCCGUGUGUUGGAACGUUCAAGUACCUCUGACAAUGCCGUGAAUGGAAACUGGGGUGGAUGGGGUAGUUGGGGAAGCUGCACCAGGAGUUGUGCGAGCGGAACAAAGUCACGGUCUCGUUCCUGCAACAACCCAGCGCCGUCUGGUGGUGGAUCUGACUGUUCCGGUUCUUCUACAUCAUCCACUUCUUGUAACACUCACAACUGUCCCGUUCAUGGCGGCUAUACAUCAUGGUCCUCUUGGGGAAGCUGUUCCAAAACUUGCGGCGGUGGAACAAAAUCACGAUCUCGAUCUUGCACAAAUCCUUCUCCUGCAUACGGUGGCAACGACUGCAGCGGAGCGUCGUCAGACUCUACUUCGUGCAACACUCACAACUGCCCAAUACAUGGUAAUUGGGCAAACUGGCAGAAUUGGGGAACCUGCACAGUGACUUGUGGUGGAGGAACAAAGGUCAGAUCUCGUACUUGCACAAAUCCUGCCCCUCAGUACAGUGGAAAUGACUGCGCUGGUUCCUCAUCGUCAUCAACUGAUUGUAAUACCCAAAACUGUCCGAUUGAUGGUCAGUGGGCAGGCUGGGGUAACUGGGGCACCUGCACAGUCACGUGUGGAGGCGGUAUCCAGACAAGAUCACGCACCUGCUCCGCGCCAGCCCCGCAGUAUGGAGGUGCAGCUUGUCCCGACUUUUCGUCAUCUUCACAAUCCUGCAACACUCACAACUGUCCAAUUGACGGAGUUUGGGCAGCCUGGGGUACGUGGGGGACCUGCACAGUGACAUGUGGCGGUGGAACACAGACUAGAUCAAGAACAUGCACAAAUCCAGCUCCUCAGUAUAAUGGCGCGGACUGCCCCGGAAGUACCGGAUCCUCUCAAGACUGCAACACCCAUCACUGCCCGAUUGAUGGCGUUUGGGCUGCAUGGGGAAGUUGGGGAACAUGUACUGUAACUUGUGGAGGGGGUACGCAAGACCGAUUUCGCACGUGCUCAAAUCCGCCUCCUCAAUAUGGUGGAGCCGAUUGUCCAGCGGCUUCCAAUAGCACCCAGGAUUGUAAUACCCAAAUAUGCAUCAUUGAUGGCGCUUGGGGUGCAUGGUCGGCUUGGGGUGCUUGUUCGAAAUCUUGUGGUGGUGGCAGACAGUCAAGAAGUAGAAGCUGUGAUGACCCCAAACCAGCUAAUGGCGGAUUAGAGUGUUCUGGGGCGUCUGCUGACUACCAAGACUGUAGUAGUCAAGACUGUCCCACGCCUGCACCGGGGCAGUACCAUCAGCUUUGUCCAUCCGGUUGGUUUACGUGCAAGUCAGGUUCGAUGUCCUGUAUUCAGAAAGCCUUUCAGUGUGACUGUUCAGCCGAUUGUGACGACGGGAGUGACGAGGAUGCCACCUACGCAGGGUGUUUGAAUGCGUUACAAUGCCAGUCAAAAGCUAGUGUUGGUAAGAAAAUCAUGAGGAUGCAGGUCUUUGCCUAUAUAACGGUAGUGAUUUCAUUUGGACUUUCUGUUGUGAAUGCAGGCAGUGGGCAUAUUGGGGAACAUGAUUGUUACACAAUCAACUGCGGCAGUAACGCCUACAUCGACAUUACCUACGCCCAUUAUGGGAUCCGUUACUGGUGUGACGCUCCGAACGAGGUAGGGGUACUGGACGGCAGGUGCUAUGGAAAGAGUUCGUGUUCCGUGUGUGCUACUAACAGCUGGUUUGGCGAUCCCUGUGUUGGCACUUACAAAUACAUGUGGUUUAACUGGGAUUGCAAAUCUCGUCGUGUAAACGGAAACUGGGGAGGAUGGGGUGGCUGGGGAGGCUGUAAUAGGAAUUGUGGCGGCGGAACAAGGUCGCGAUCUCGUUCCUGUAACAACCCAGCGCCAUCUGGUGGUGGAUCCUCCUGUCCUGGUUCUUCCACAUCGUCCUCUUCUUGUAACACGCAUAACUGUCCUCGUCACGGUGCUUGGAGUGGUUGGGGUUCGUGGGGAUCCUGUACUAGAUCCUGCGCUAGUGGUACUAAAACUCGAACCCGGUCGUGCACGAAUCCGAGCCCUGCUUAUGGUGGAAAUAAUUGUGCAGGAUCUUCAUCUCACUCUGUUUCCUGUAACACCCACAACUGUCCAAGACACGGCGGCUGGAGUGGAUGGGGAUCCUGGGGAUCAUGUACCAAAUCAUGCGCCAGUGGAACAAAAACUCGUACCCGAUCAUGCUCGAAUCCAAGCCCUGCCUAUGGUGGAAAUAAUUGUGCAGGAUCUUCGUCUCAUUCCGUUUCCUGUAACACUCACCACUGUCCAAUUCACGGAGGUUAUUCUGCAUGGAGCGGAUGGGGUUCCUGUAGCAAAACCUGUGCUGGAGGAACUAAAAUCCGAACCCGCACAUGUACGAAUCCGACUCCACAGUAUGGUGGCAACAGUUGCUCUGGAUCAGCGUCCAAUUCAGCUGAUUGCAACACUCAUCACUGCCCCAUUCACGGUAACUGGGCAGCGUGGGCUUCUUGGGGAUCUUGCACUGUCACAUGUGGAGGUGGAACAAAAGUGAGAUCCAGAACAUGCACAAAUCCUGCCCCCAAGUAUCUUGGAAAUGAUUGUGUCGGUUCUUCCUCUUCAUCUACAUCGUGCAAUACGCACCAUUGUCCAAUUGAUGGAAAAUGGGCUUCAUGGGGGAACUGGGGCACUUGCACAGUAACAUGUGGAGGCGGAAUCCAGUCAAGGUCACGCAGCUGCUCUGCCCCUGCUCCACAGUAUGGAGGCGCAGCCUGUCCAGACUUCUCUUCAUCUUCACAAACCUGCAACACUCACAACUGUCCAAUUGAUGGAUCAUGGGCAAGUUGGGGAUCUUGGGGUACAUGCACGGUUACUUGUGGAGGAGGAAGUCAAACCCGGUCUCGAACUUGCACCAAUCCAGCACCACAAUAUGGAGGCGCUGCCUGUCCAGGAAAUGCUGGUUCAUCCCAGUCCUGUAACACACAAAAUUGUCCAAUUGACGGUAGUUGGGCAUCAUGGGGAAGUUGGGGCACUUGUACUGUCACUUGUGGCGGUGGAACACAGGAUCGCACGCGCGCAUGCACAAAUCCAUCCCCUCAGUACGGUGGAGCUAAUUGUCCUGGAGCUCAAAAAAGCACCCAAACUUGCAACACGCAAGUCUGUAUCAUUGAUGGGGCUUGGGGAAGUUGGCAACAAUGGGGAUCCUGUUCAAAAACCUGUGCAAGUGGUAAACGAUCGCGAUCAAGAGUUUGCGACAAUCCUAAACCAGCAAACGGAGGUUUGGAGUGUUCAGGAUCAUCCGGUGACUUUGGUGACUGUAACACACAGGACUGCCCAACUGUAGCCCCAGGCACUUAUCAACAGCUCUGCCCAUCUGGAUACUUCACCUGUAAAUCAGGUUCGAUGACAUGCAUUCAGAGAGUAUUCCAAUGUGACUGUUCAUCCGACUGUGACGACGGAAGCGAUGAAGACGCCACGUAUGCCGGAUGUACAAAUAUCGAGGAAUGCCUGGCUAAGGGCAGCGCAGCCAACAUUAUGUCUUCACUACUGUUACUUCUGGUUAGUACCAUCUUAGCCGUUGGUUUGGCAGUGUGA
This is a messenger RNA of Saccostrea echinata, 3717 nucleotides long. RefSeq names its product SCO-spondin-like. The transcript is spliced from 22 exons. Gene Ontology annotation, molecular function: protein binding; carbohydrate binding. The coding region runs from base 1 to 3717 and encodes 1238 amino acids. NCBI's taxonomy places the organism in Eukaryota, Metazoa, Mollusca, Bivalvia, Ostreida, Ostreidae. The record is from RefSeq and is a predicted model, not a curated record.